AGCAACAAGUGGGGGCAGUGGGAGGGCAGGAGCUGGUUAUUAUACCCCUCAUUCCUGCACUGCUGUAGAUCUGGAACGCGGACUGCAUCCAAGGAGGCUAAAUUAAUGAAAUACAUCUCAUCGGGAGAGACAAAAGCAGCGUUAAAUAACCCAGGAAGAGUGCAAUGAGUUGGUUAUAUCCCUGAGAGAAUGAGAAGGGAGGAGAUGACUGAGCACAGUUAAAAGUUGCUGUUCUCAUUUAACGAGGCCUCAUUGAGAUUACUGUGGACUUUGGAAGAAACACAUCAUCUGACUGGUGAUUUUCCAUUGACAGCCUCUGUCAUGAAACUCACACCAAAUCAAGCACCAUUGUAUGGGGAGUCUGUCCUCUCUGUGCUCCUGGGCGAGGAGCAUGCAGUCGAAGAGGAUGUCUCCUUUUACCUCAUGUUCUCUGGCUCCAGUCAACGUCAUUUAACCAGCACACAGAGAGUAGACCAGAACACGUUGCAGACAGUCGCUCCUGCACACAACUGUUGUGAGAUGGUGAAAGUCCUGCUGUGCGCCUCCAAGGAAGGAUCUCCCAUUUCUGUGCUGGCAGAAGAGAAUUUCCAGUAUGUGCAAGAUGCCACCUACGAUAUGGCACGGUUUCUGGUGAGCAGUGCUGGAUCCCAAGAGGCACUCAAUGCAAUCAGAAUAAUGGAUAACUUCCGCAUGUCCUCGGAUGACGUGACACUGCUUGAUAGGGAUCUGACUUUAAAGGUGCAACAUUUGGUGCUGCCUUCCAAGUGGAAUGUCCUGGGACCAGACACCAAGCUGCAAGCUUCAAUCCCUCGGGAGACGUUGAUGCAUUUCACAGCAAGACUGGGUCUGUCAAGGCUAGCCUCGUUCCUCCUGCAGCAGCCAGGAGGGCAGGAAGCUCUUGGCAUCGCCAACCUCGAUGGGGCCACGCCCAUUAAUCUCGCAGCACAGAGGGGUUUCCAUGGGCUCGAGGAGCUUUUUGCGCAACAAAACUCUGCUGCAACUUUGCAGGAAGAUGUAACGCCAAUCGUAUCCUCUGAAGACUGCUCUGUGCGAUUUCAGCAGCACCUGAAUGUUUACAUGUACACCAUCAAUAACCCCCAAGGAGCUGAGCUCAACAACAUGGAACACAACAUCAGUGAACUGCAGAGAUACAUCCACUCUCACAGGCGUGAAAUGGGUACACUUCCUGCACCAUCCCCUCACCCACAGUCAGGGCUAUCCAUGCCUGCUGAGUGUUUAAGAACUGAAGAGAACAAAGAGGACUGCAAGUCCGAAACCCUCUGCCCGAUUGCACAAGUACUAACUGAAAUACCUGUUGAGCGAUCAGCUUAUCUGUCCCCACAGGACGGCACGCUAACUAAUACGGAGUUGACCAACUGGUGCCCUGAGGCAAAAGUUGCCGAUGAUCAACAAAAUAUCACUGAGGCAAAACUGGAGGAUGAAACAAUCUUUUAUGAAGCUCUGUCCACUCUCCCAGAUGAAGGAUCCAGGUUACCAGUGGAUUCUGACAAUGAACUAGAUAACAAUACCCUUGUGCAGAGCACAUUUGAUGGUGAAUGUGAUCAGAGCAUUCUAUCCUGUGACAGAGAACACAAGGGGACUUUGGGGUCAACUGAGGAAUUACAUCCGAGCCAAGAGUGUGCAUUCAAAAGUGAUGACCCUGAAGUGGACAUCAUGGUGAUUGGAAAUCCCGACGACGGAACAGCAGACUCUGUGGAAACUCUUGAUCACGUGGAGAUGGAGUCUCCUGUCAUUAAGGAAACUAAGCUGGAUGAAGCCAAAGAAUGUGUUGAGUUGUCCACAGCUGAAAGUGGGCCAGCGGAGGGACUUGUACAGGAGGCAGAUUUUCAAGGUGUACAACUAAGCAAUGAAAACCCUCCACUCACUGAACUGUUUGAGGAAGCCACAGUGGAUUUAGAGCUGGACAGCAAUGAUCCCUGUGAAGACACUGAGGGUUCACCAAUGCACACAUCCGAUGAAAUGAACGUUGGAGCUGGUGGUGAGGUAUGCGCGGAUACAGUGGACUCGAUUUGUGAUUCAGAUAAUGAGUACAAAGGACAUCACCAAAGGAUUGAUGAGGAUGAGGUUCUGCAGAAUCUUGAACUACCUCGCUCAUUAAAUCCCUUUGAGGAAUUUGAUCAGAAUGAUACAACUUUCAAAGUGCUACCAUUAGAUGAGCAAAAUGCUGCAACUUUGAAAGUGCAAACUUUACAUGAACAGAAUGAUGUGAUAUCAGAAGCACAGUCGUUACACGAAGAAAAUGACACAACUUCAUCACUGUUUCCUCUGAGUAAUAUAGAAAGUGAAUCAGAACAAAAUGAUGACCUGUUGGACUGCCCUUGUGAUGACGAGUGGUCUAAACAGGUUGAUGCAUUGUUGGAAACUGCUUCUUCUGAUUCCAGUUUGGGGGAGGAUCAAGUAUUGUCAAAAGAAGUCCAAGCAAUGGUGGAUUUAAAGGAUGGAGUUUCUCAAAAUGAGGGCACGGAAGAUCUGUUGCCCAAGAGUAUCUCAGAAAUGCUACCUUGCUUGCCACUGACUUUGGAAAACCCAUUUAAUGAAGGUGAUAGUCCCGAUGGAGUUAAAAAGACACUGGAGUUUCUCCGCAAAUCCAGUGAUGCAGUUAUGUAUUCUCCAAAUCAAGAGGUGCUGCUCAGUAUAGUAGAGGAACCUGCCGAUUAUACGGUAAACAGUUCUUCAGAUUCUGAGGAUCAGUUUGAAGAAUGUGAAAAGCCUUCGCCUGUGGAAGAACUGAAGGAAGAUGACUGGAUGAUGAAAGAUACCGGAUCAAAUGUCAAACAUGAAGACAGUUCCCAUGAGGAUGAGAAACCUGACACAAUUUCUUUGGAUACGAAAGUUACACGGGGUUCUCCCGACUGGACAUUUAACUCUGUGCUGGAUGCAAAUGGAAACUUGGAACCUGUUGACUUGAAAGAAGGGCUACAAGAGGAUGAAGUCAAUAACAUUCAGAAACUGUCCAAGAAUCUUGCUGACUCUGUCCCUGAGCUGAUUAGCCGAGAGAACUGGUGUCCUACUCCCACACUGGUCCAACCAAAGCAGAGUCCCGAAACAGCUGAAUGUGGCCCAUUAUCUAAUCCAUCACUGGCUGUUGAGUGUAGUUCAUCAAUGCCGGUGGCUGGAGAGCCUCUAUGUCACUCCGAUCAACAGAUCAGCAUCGAGACUGUGGAAACAGAAGAUCUGCUCACAAAGGCAGAUGAUGAACAGAAUGCAGUGUAUGAAAUCAGUGGAGUAACAACAAGUAGUUCGACCAUCGAGGACCCUGAACCCUCCGAGACCCUUGAAGGUGAUGUGUUCUUGCUACCCACCACUGCCUUGGAGAUGAAGGAGCCCAGCAAGCAGCAGAGCCCCGUGAGCACGGAGGAGAUGGGUGGCAGAGGAUCGUCCGGGCAAUGGGACGGCUGCCCUGUCGUCUGCGAAUCGGAGGAGGAGAAGGACAGUGUCGCUGAAGUGCCCACUCGUGCCUCCACCUUCAGGCCGUCCAUCAGGUCACUGUCGCCCUUUCGACGGCACAGCUGGGGUCCCGGGAAAAACACAGGCGGUGAAACCGAAAUCAACCAGCGGAGUUACAGCCUGGAAGGUCUGACCGCUGGCAGUGAGGUGCCAAAGGAGCCAUCACACACCAUGGAGUCGGUUCUUCAGAGUUCCCGGGACCCUCGACGAGCUCCAGUGGUCUGCACCGAUGACCGUGGCUCACUCGUCUCGCUGACUGAGGAAGAGAUGGAGUCGGACCACAGCGAGGGCAGCAUGUUCGAAAACCAGAAUUUGGCAAGGCCACAGCUACAUUCUGCUCCUCCAUUAACAAAAUCCAUUUCGCUCCAAGCUAUCAGCCCUCCAAGCACAGACAAUUUAAGAUCAGCCACCAUUAAUUCUCUUGGUCAGAGCAUCUCAGAGGAGGAUAACGGCCAAGUGCCACCAAGUCCUACAAGAAAAGAUUUGGAAGGAAAAAGCAGCACAAAAGUGUAUCGGACUUUCAGUUACAUUAAAAACAAAAUGUCAAGUGGAAAACACAAGAACAAGGAGAAAGAGAAAACAAAAGAGAAGGAAGUAAAAGACAAGGACAAGAAAACCACAAAUGGGCAUGCCUUUAAUGCUAUUUUAGCAUUUGGCCCACCACAGUGUCACCAGUGUUACAAGAGCAUUACCACCAGGGAGGCAUACCUCUGUAACAAUUGUAACGCACAAGUUCACAAGGGUUGCAGGGACAGUCUGGUGGCCUGCAGCAAGAUUAAACAGAAGGACAAAAAAACACCUCAGGCCCGAGAUUCCUCAACAUUACCCAAUGCUGUCACGAUGAGAAAUAAACGCAAGUAUCUCUGUGUAUUCACAGCUCGCUGCGUAAAGUGCCUGAACAAUGCUGAUGUAUCAAUUAAUGAGUUUGCACAACCUGCGAAUGACGAAAGCUCCCUUGGUACUUGGAGAGCUUUGUCUCAGUCAACUGACUCUCUGAACCACAUAAAACCAGCAACAGAGUCGAUGGAGUCGUUGACAGAUGAAGGUAAGGGGAGUACGGACGUCAUGGAUGGACAGCUAAUGGGCGAGUUCGAGUCAGAUGCUAAAGAGCUGGAAGCAGACUCCUGGAGUCUGGUGGUUGACAACAAGUUUGUGCGCCAACAAAAGAAGGAAGUAAUUAAACGACAGGAUGUUAUCUAUGAGUUGAUGCAGACAGAAAUGCACCACCUCCGGACAUUGAAGAUCAUGUCUGAUGUCUAUAGCAAGGGGAUGACAAAGGAGCUGCAGUUUGAAACCUCGUUGGUAGACCGCAUCUUUCCCUGCCUGGAGGAUCUGAUAGACAUUCACACGCAGUUCUUCAGUCGGAUUCUGGAGAGGAAGAAAGAAUCCAUGGUGGAAAACAGUGAACGAAGUUUCAUCAUUAAAAAGAUUGGGGAUAUUUUGGUGAAUCAGUUCUCUGGACCCAGUGCCGAGCGAUUGAAGAAGACCUAUGGAAAAUUCUGUGGCCAGCACAAUGAUGCGGUGAACUUUUACAAGGAAUUGUUAGCGAGAGAGAAGAAAUUCCAGGCGUUUGUCCGGAAAAAAAUGUCUAGUUCCAUAGUUCGAAGAUUAGGGAUCCAGGAAUGUAUAUUACUGGUUACUCAAAGGAUUACCAAGUAUCCAGUGAUUGUCCAGAGAAUUAUUCAUCUUACCAAAGAAACCGAAGAAGAUUACACUGACCUCACUAAAGCACUGGUGAUGAUUAAGGAGGUGAUCGCAGCAGUGGAUCACAAGGUAAAUGAAUGUGAGAAGAAAACCAGACUCCAGGAGAUCCACAGCAGGACUGAGACCAAAGCCAUCAUGAGGCUGAAGAGCGGCCAGAUGUUUGCAAAGGAAGACUUGAUACGAAGAAAGCUGAUACACGAUGGACCUGUUACAUUGAAAGCAGCAGCUGGAAGAUUAAAGGAAGUCCAGGCUGUGCUGCUGUCUGAUAUGCUUGUGUUUCUUCAAGAGAAGGAUCAGAAGUAUACUUUUGCUUCACUGGACCAGAAGUCGACUGUGAUACCACUGCAAAAGCUCAUUGUACGUGAGGUAGCUCAUGAGGAAAAGGGGUUGUUUCUCAUCAGUGCCGCAGCCCAGGAGCCAGAGAUGUACGAGGUGCGAGCGAGCUCCAAAGAAGAGAGGACUAACUGGAUACAGAUCAUUCAGCAGACCGCAGACACCAUGGCACAGGACGAAGAUGAAGGAAUCCCAAGCGAGUCAGAGGAAGACCGACGGCAGUUGGAGAGCAGAGCCAAAGAGCUGAAAGAGAAGCUGCAGGAAAGAGACCAACAAAUCCUCUUGCUGUUGGAAGAGAAACUGAGGCUCUACAAGGAAAUGGUGGAAGCGAGUGGUCACGAGGAGGCAUCUCAGAAUCUGAUUACAAGGUCUUUCUUCCGAGCUAAUUCGGAGGAUGCCCCCAAAGGAGAGUCGCUGCUCAAGGAUGCAAUGAAGGAAGUGGAGAGCCUGCAGAACCUCUUGUCUCUGAACUUUGGAGGAGCCCUGGGGCAGCCAGCAGCCGGUAUCCCAGAGCAAGAAGGGGCCAUGGGCCACAUCUCCCUACCCAGGAGGGCAGAGACAUUCGGAGGCUUUGACAGCCAUCAGAUGAGCACGGUGAAAGGUGGUGAGAGAGAUGAAGUGGAAGAUGGGCAAGACCUCCGCAGAACAGAGUCGGACAGUGUUUUGAAGAAGGGGCUGACGGCCAAUUUGCUGCUGCCAAUCAGGAAGAAUGAGCAAGUGCUUCAGAAGGUUCUUAAUCUACAGCAGUUGCUGCUUGGGUUACAGGCGGUUGUAGUGCAACAGGACUCGUUCAUCGAGGACCAGAAGCAGGCCCUGCACGAGCGCCUGCUGCGGUCACACUCCCGUCCCAACACCCUGCUGGAGCAGGAGAAGCAGCGAAGCCUGGAGAAGCACCGGCAGGAGCUGGCCAACCUGAAGCGGCAGCAAGCCCAGCACCUGGAGGAGAAGCGGAAGCGGGAAAAGGAGUGGGAGAGCCGGGAGAAGGAGCUCAGCGAGCGGGAGGCCCGGCUGUCCCUGCAGGACGGCGAGACGGCGAGGCAGCGAGACGAGGUGGAGCGGCAGCGCGAGGAGCUGCGGCUGAAGAAGGAGGAGUAUCAGCAGGACCUGGAGAGGCUGAGGGCCGCCCAGAGGCAGCUGGAGAAGGAGAGGGAGCAACUGAAGAGGAGGGGGGAGCAGCUCAGCCACCAAAGACACGAUGACCUUUUGCACUCGGACUCCCUCAGCUCACAGGCUUCAGAUCGAGACUCUGCUUCACAAGCAGACUCUGCAGCCGAGGGCUCACCAAGCUCAACGAAACACCUCAGUUGCAAUUCGUUAAACCGGGAACCUGUGGACACGCACCUUACAAAGAGGGGAUCGUUAGAGAACUUCCCCAACACCCCCUGGACAGACUCCACACAGGGCUCCACCAAGAAGCCCACCAAUCAACAGAGCAGCACAAACCAGAUAAACAACCCCAUCCCUCCCCGGUUACUGAAGCUGGCCAAACCAAAGGAGAAGAAGUCCAAGCACCGUAAGAACAAAGGGCACAGGUCCGGAAACCUGCCAUCAGAGUACAGCCCAGAUGUCCUCCCAGCAACAGGCAACCCGAAGUUCCAUCAGGCAAGCUCGGAUACAAAGCGCCCUGCAACUGAGCUGCUGGGGAACGAGGAGGUCUUCUACUGUUGAGCUUCUCUGCAUUAGAGACAUGGUGGAGACAGGAUGGGAGCACGGGUGUGGGAGAGGCAGCGGGAAGGGAGGGGGGGAGGAGGCGGGACUGCUGAAAUCCUCCUGUGCGGGUGUCUUCAGUUGGUGCAGCUUGGUCUGUGUACCCAGCUGUGGCUUCCUCCACUUCUAGUUGGUGAAGGUAUCGCUGAAAGUGCAGGCAGAACCAACAAGUAUAUUUAGUUGGUGCAUUAAACUCUCUAUUUGCGUAACAAAAGAAUCGAUUGGGAAAACACCGACCCAGGGCUUCAAGGAAACUUGAUCGGAAGUCGUUGAGCAAAGAUUUAAUAUUCCAACUGCUGUUGGAUGUAGUUGGAGAUUAAAUGAGUGGGUGAAGUGAAUUGGUCGUUACUGUUUUCCAUUCUGUUGAGUUCUCACACAGAAUGUUGGAACUGUUACAAACGAAGGCAUUGCUAUGCACACUAAGCUGUGUCAGGAGACAACACCUUGUGUUCGAGGUUUAAGGGACUGUGGCUCAAAUCCAGGGAGCUAAAUUUAGAGUACGACACUUGAGUGGUUUAAGUAUGAUCCACAGUAAACAAAAAUCGCAGAAAUUUCAUUCAAUAAACUUGGUGGACAGAGCCAGCUGUGAUCAUUCACCCCUAGUGAAAGAUGUUUCACCACCAGAGUCUCAAAGUACUCUCUCCUGUCACAUCCUGAAAGGAAUGGCAAUGUCUCAGAUUGGAACGGUUCUAAUACCAAUUAAGCAAUUGGCUGAUAAUCCAGAGACAACACCCCACUUCCCCGCUCAGUGGCGCUUCAGCUAUCAACUUUGGGGAUUGGUAUAGGGUUCCUGGUACUCAUCAAAAUUAUUUGACCAUGACCAGACAAACCAGUGGCUAAAAUAGGUCAAACUGCAAGGCUAGAGAGGGAUGUACCAGCUAAAUAGCUUGUUUGUGGAAUAAUCUCCAAUGCACCAUCAGAUUAUAAAUGUAUAUAAAAUGGAAAAUUUCCCCCUUUUGUGGGAGAGAAUGGUUCUGAGGUUUGUAUUCUUCCUUUUCCAAAAUGUUAAUAUUUAAAUUUUUUAGGGGAAGAAUCAACGUCAAAUAUCAGUGUAAAAUUAACUCCUGAAUGUAUAAUGUUUUUAAAAAGCAAAAAUUGUACAGCUGCAAGGGUGAGAAAUGUCCGUAAAGGUUUAUACUUGAUUUCCUCUACUUUUAUAUCCAUUUUAUUAGAAUGCUGAUUGGGAUAUUUUAAUUACCUUUGUUUGGAUCAUCUCAAUUCCGAAAAUGCACAGCAUCAUCUUUUGUCUGGACUGCUUAUAAUUGGAGGGGUGGGUCGACUCGGGUACAGUGUGUCAGGCACUGGUCUUCUCAGGAGCCUGGGUUUAAAUCUAACCUGGACUGAUGGGGGUCAAGAUGUCUUGUCCACUUUAUAGGGUCCUGUGUGGAAUGUGCUCCAUCGAAUGCAGAGUAUAAAACUGCCUGUGACUUGGCACUAAAUUGGGAAUCUCAUUCACAGAUAUUAUUGGCAACUGAUUUGGGGCAAAUAGGUACCACAGGGGAAACUUUGCCAGAAAGCUUUGCUCAUUGCAUAGUUGUACCUGUGCAUCCUUAUGGCUUGCGCAGGUACCUUGUUAGUUCUGUGGAAUGCAUUCUCUGGGCACAUAGAGCGAACAGCUCACUGUAACCACUGAUCACCGUCACAUUUUCAAAGACACCUCAUUCAGGAGCACUGGACAGUUUCUAGAGUACUCUGUUGUGCUUGUGUGUGGGUUAAGUUGGACAAGGGGAGGUGUGGAUGGGGAGGGGGAGGGGGGCAGUGGGAGCGGAGAAUUUGCACUGUUUAGUUGUAGAGGGACCAGAAUCACCCAAUUUUGCUUUUGCUCUCGUAUCUCCGCCUUACUGGGAGGAACCAUAGCAACGGAUAAAGGACAUGGCCAGAUCCAAAAUAGCAACAGAGUGAGUAAAAGCAUAGAGGGGAUUGACCAGUUCCCGUGGAGCCCCAAAUAACUUCUCACAUGGAUUGUUUAAGAAUUGGAUGUAUCUUUUGAGAUGUGUAAAUAGACACAACAAUAGACCAUUCAGCUCCUCAAUUGGAUUGAAUGAACUCAUGGUGAAUUUGUUUCUUGACACCAAUUCCCAGCCUUGGCUCCUUAACCCUUAGAACCAAUAAAGGUCAAUGGGUUGCUGUUAAUAUGUGGUCAUCCCUCACCACAGGGCUAGUGUGAAGGAUAUCAUCUCCUUAGUAUGGUUUGAUGCCAAGAAGCACUUUAAAGGAAAAAAUUGUUUUUUAAAAUAUGCAUACACUGUGGGAAGCUUUUUUUAUUUCUUUAACCGGAGAACAAUUCCAAUUCCACAAUGUGUUUUUUUUAAUUAUUGUUGUUUCUCGAAAGCAAAUGUCAGGGAAAUAUUUCAGUUGAGUUUUAAUGUGCAAUGCCAUUUCAGUUUUGGUUUUGUCCCCCGUAUGAAUGGGACAGAGGGAUGCAUUUUACCAAACAGUCUGUACGUCGAGAGAGUACAACCACUGAGCGCGAAUUAAUGGUUUUACCAGAUCCUGUGGUAAACUUUCCAUUUUAUAAUCUCAAGAGGUGCUGCUAAAGAUUUCAGAAAUUUUAUUUUUUAAAAAUAUAUAGGAUUUUUCUCCCCAAUUUUUGUGUCUGUUUUGAUUUGAGUUAUUGCAGUGGUCAGUGUAUUUGGAGAGAGAGAGAGAGAUCCAACUUGCAAAUUGAUCUUGCCUUUGGGAUGAAAAACUUGUGUGAACUCCCAUUCCCCAGACUACUCCGGAAAUUUCAAUGCAACUAAGUUGCUCAGAAACCCAUUCCUACCAAAUCUUUGUUGGUUCCAUUCCAAAAAGGAUUCCAACGUGGUACUUCUGAUAACACUUUCUCCCCUCUCCUCUCCUGAUAGUAACUUGUGCUGGGGCACAGUUUCCAUGGAUUCUUUCUUCUCCAAACCUGGGUUGGUGUGGGAGCAUUCAUCCAUAAAGGGAAUCUCAUCUAAGGAGCAGGAAGCCUACCCCCACUUGCCUGACUCUUCAGCCUAACCUGCUAAGGCCUUUCUACUUCCAAUCAGUCAGUGCAGAUAAAAACCUUUUCAUUUUGCUAAAAACUAAUUCUUUUAAAAAUUGCAGCACAGGGGAAAAGAUAUGCGAGUAUCAGUGUUAAUCAAUGCUUUGUUCUACCUAAUCAGCUGAAUGGCUCAGGUUAGUGUUGGAUCAUUCGGCAGCUAGUAGACCCGCUGUCUCACAGCUCCAGCAACCUGGGAUUCAAUCCUGACCUCUGGCGCUGUCUGAUGUUAGCACGUUCUGCCUGUGGCUGUCUGAGUUUGUUCCAGCUUCCUCUAGUCACAAAGACAAUCAGGUGGGUAGGCAAGGUGGUCGUUGUGAAUUGCCCCAAGUGUGCAGAUUGAGUGGUAAAUCUGGGGGGAGUUGCUGGGAAGGUGGGAGUUGAUUACGGGGACAAUAAAUAGGGGGAAAGAAUUGGGUGUGGUAAGGGAAUGCACGUGAAUAUUGCACUUUGUAUAAAUUAUUCACCCAAAUGAAAGGUUAGUAGGGAAGGAGGAAAUGUCCCAACUGAGGGACAUUGCUGUUUAACCCAGUGAAGUCGUGCACAGUUCACCCACUUGCUACUGGAAUAGAGACUGCAUGGCCGUAAGCACAGGUGUAACCAACAGAAAGUGCACCUCCCUUUAUAGACAAGGAAAACCACUCAGGUGAAGCACCUGACUGCUGGAAGGAGUUGGUGCUGGGCUUUUGCUUAAACACAUUAACCAAAAGAAAUUUCAAGGCAAGGACUAACAUUCAAAGAUGCACAGCAUUGGGGGGAGGGGGAGGGUGUACCCCAGAGACUUGCGUGGUAGAUACUUUUCUGGAUUUAAAUGCAUGGGAGUUUUUGGUACAGGCAACUUUCUGCUUCAAUGACAGAUCUGUAGAUGAGCCUUAUUUCAACAGCUGCUGGCCAAGUCCCCGCCACACUUAAGUUUUCAACGUUCUUUUUAAACCAUGUUUGAAAUAUCCAAUGAACAAGAUAACUAAUUCCACCAGGAUCGGCACGUUUAGUUAAUGGGCAAAGUUUUUAUUUGGAAAUGGUUACUAUGGAUACAGUCUGUCUUAAGGUGGUGCCUAUUCAAACUACCCUCUCCCCCACUGAACAUUGAACCACAAUAGGGGUUAAUUUUCCACUUUUUAAGCUUCAUAUUUUGAACCAGUAGGUUAUCAGAGUGAACCUGGCUGUUUCUAAACUCUGUCCACUGUUAGGUUUGCUCUCGGGUCCCAAAGGCACAGGCCUUUGGGAUGUGAGAGUUAAUUAGCCACUAUGGAUUACCCUAGUGCAUAAGGUGAGUGGUAGAACCUGUAGAGAGUUAAUGGGAAUGUGAGGAGAAUAGAUUAUAGGAAAGAGUUUGCUACUGACCACUCCAAAUCUGAGACUGAUAAAUCCAUCAUUAGUUUAAUGGGGUUAAUCUGUUCUGAGUUUGUGUGAAUAAAAUAGCACAGGCAGCAAUUUACCAGCACAUUUGUGAUGAGAUGCUAUUUUUAGACUAAAUAUGCAUAAUUUAUCAGUUUUGAAAAUUUUUGUUUUUUUAGACGAGUACCUGUUUCUGUGGGUUUAGCAAAGGAAUUCACUCAAUUAUAGGUGAUUUGGCAAGUGUUUUAGAAUGAGUGUUUAAUGCCUCUCUCGAUGUACUGUAAACUUGGUAAACGCAUACCAGCUGUCCCUCCUCCCCACCUCCACUUAUUCUUUCAGCACAACCCAAUUUCUAAAGGGCUACUAAACGUAAACAUUCCAUGGGAACUCCCUGAAACAACCUGGACUCACCACCCCGACAGAGGCCUGGAGUCACAGAAAUCUUACCAAAUUGCUUUGAUUCCAACAUCCUGAAACCCCACACUGGUCCCUAUUUCCUAUGCCGUUCGAAUGGGUUAAUUCAGACACAGCUGCCUUGUACUGAAAAUGUAUAUGCACUAACUGAAUUGUGGAGUGCUCAGGAUCUUUCUCAAGCAUUUUAUAUACCUCUCUGCUUACAAAAAAAAACAAGGUUCCUGAGGAUUAACUUCUACUGAGGUACACAGUGUAUUUUUUCUUGAUUCUCUGUGUAAAAAAAAUAUAAAAGUGAAAACCUAAUUAUUUUAUCUAUGACGUAAUGUAAAAAUAAUGAAAACUGUAUGAAAGCAGUCACAUGCUGAAAUGUGUUUUUUUUGUAAUUAUACUUUUAUUUAUCACUGGUUUUCCUGUUUUAGAUCAUUAAGGCAACAUCUAAUUUGCCCUACAAUAAACAUUUACACCACAGA
This is a messenger RNA of Pristis pectinata (smalltooth sawfish), 12438 nucleotides long. RefSeq names its product A-kinase anchor protein 13-like. Lineage: Eukaryota; Metazoa; Chordata; Chondrichthyes; Rhinopristiformes; Pristidae. Gene Ontology annotation, cellular component: actin cytoskeleton; membrane. The record is from RefSeq and is a predicted model, not a curated record. Gene Ontology annotation, biological process: adrenergic receptor signaling pathway; positive regulation of canonical NF-kappaB signal transduction; regulation of Rho protein signal transduction. Gene Ontology annotation, molecular function: guanyl-nucleotide exchange factor activity; MAP kinase scaffold activity.